AUGUGGCCUUUCGUAUCUCGUAGAUACGCCACAUACUCUGUCGAAGAGGUGGACCAGAAACCGUACGAUUACAUCGUCGUAGGCGGCGGAACUGGAGGAUGCGUACUAGCCUCCCGUCUCACGGAGGACAGCAGCGUUAGCGUUCUACUAAUUGAACGCGGUCCUAUUAUCGACUCCUGGCUCUCGCGUGUCCCUCUGCUCUCCACGGACUUUCGCAGUGCUCGCUCCCCGACAUACCAGUGGGCAUCCACUACAAAUGCCGUGGCGACAGAGAUUGGAACGAAAAGAAUGAUCUCUGGCAAAGCAUUAGGGGGCACUUCCAAAGUCAACGCCUUCAUUUACACUCGUUCUAUCCCGGGAGAAUACAACGCUUGGGCUUCGAACGGCCGCGAAGGAUGGAGCUGGAGCGACGUAGAGCCGUAUUUCCGAAAAUCCGAGACUUCUUCGAGCAACACAUCAGCCUCGCAUCGAGGCUCUACAGGCGCACUAUCCUUGAUACCUCUCGUAGCAUCCACGGAAUCGCUCGGCAUUCCUCGUCAAAAGGACUUUCACGAUCCCGCCGUACCUCCCUACACAUGCGGACUUCUCGAUGUGACGAUAGACGAGAGCGGAUGCCGGCACUCGACAUUCGACGCCUUUCUUCCCCCAGAAAUCACGUCUAGGGCCAAUCUCUUUAUUUGUCCUGAGUCCAUCGUGACUCGACUCGACUUGAAGGAUGACGAUAACGAGAUUAGAGUCGCAGGGGUGUAUCUAGAGCCCAGCAUGCUCAAUUCGAACAGUACCGCUAUUUCAUGCUAUGCCUCAGCCACCAGAGAGGUCAUCAUGUGCGCAGGUGCUAUCGCAACGCCUCAAAUACUCAUGUUGAGUGGACUCGGACCUAAGGGUCAUCUGGAGGAGCUCGGGAUCGCGGUCGUCCGAGACCUGCCCGGGGUAGGUGCCAACCUCCAGGAUCACCCAUGCGUAUCUCUCCUCUACAAGGUUCCGCGCGAGGAUUCACUGCACGAGCUCAAGCACAACCCUCUUCGAGUCAUCUGGGAGCUGCUGCGGUACGUUGUAACUGGGCAAGGCUGGUUGCUGUCCCCCAACCCCCAGAUGGCCGUCUUCGCUCUGAGCAAGUUGCUCGAUGAAGAGUCCCGUACCACGAUAGGACUGGAAGCUGGCGCAGACAGCCAUUCACCUGACAACCUCCCCGACAUCGAGCUCACGGGCAUGCCGUUCAACAUGUGUCCUGACGUGCCGCUCGACAAAAGCGAGGGAGCCCUGUCUCUGGUGUGUAUCCUUCUCAAACCCAAGUCUGCGGGCACCAUCCGACUCGGCUCUCUCAACGCGCACGACCGGCCGAUAUGCGACCUCAACUACCUGCGCGAGCCGGGAGACUAUGAGGUCUUCCGGAAGGCGCUCCGGCUCGGGCUCGCGAUCGGGAGGAAGUGCCGGGAACAGGGCUACUCCAUGCGCGACGCGCUGGUGCCCGACAGCGAGAGCGACGAAGAUCUUGAUCGGUUUACCAGACAGCGUAUGACGACGAUCUUCCACUACACCUCGACAUGUCGGAUGGCGCCUGAGCAGGAGCUGGGCGUGGUAGACGACGAACUGAGGGUCCACGGAGUUCACAACCUGCGAGUAGCGGACGCAAGUAUCUUUCCUGUCGUACCGUCUGCUCAUCCGCAGGCUCCCGUGGUUAUGGUAGCGGAGCGCUGCGCUAGUUUCAUCAAAGCCGUCCGCACUGGCAGAUAA
Messenger RNA from Phanerochaete carnosa HHB-10118-sp, 1734 nucleotides. RefSeq lists its product as uncharacterized. Gene Ontology annotation, molecular function: oxidoreductase activity, acting on CH-OH group of donors; flavin adenine dinucleotide binding. Lineage: Eukaryota; Fungi; Basidiomycota; Agaricomycetes; Polyporales; Phanerochaetaceae. The transcript is spliced from 5 exons. Bases 1 to 1734 code for a protein of 577 amino acids. The record is from RefSeq and is a predicted model, not a curated record.